UCCUGCACAGUGUCCCUUUAAAUUUGUCAACAAUGCAUUGCUGAAUGUAAUGGCAGCAUGUGUGUAUUCAGCGUCCACAUAACAUGCUAAUCUGCAUGGAUUUGGGUUCCCAACAGGGGCCUUAUGAAGGGCAUGACUUCAUCCCCCCCUCAGAGAAGGAAUCAUCAACUGAGGAAGAGGAGGAGGAGGAUGUGGAGAGCACCUGGGAGCUUCGUCAUGCUCCGUCCCUCACAUACCGCUCCCUGGAGACUGGGUCUGCAUCUCUUUGCUCAGGAGACUCCUCCAGCAUCAGACUACCGUCAGUAGGAGAGUCCUUCACAGAAAUCCACCAUCUACCAGAUUUGAGAAUACCUUCAGUGGAGGAGCUAGAGGUUUUCUCUGAGGGGCAGCUGGAGGAAGGCCUGCUACCAAGGCUCUCAGAGCCCGUCUUAGAGGAGACGUCUAGCAAGGCAUCUGUGAGGGACAGGACGACCAUACCAGAGGCCUGGACCACGGACACACACCACGCGGAACCACCCAUACGGAAGAAAAGUGACACCAGCACCUCGCGCAGAUCCUCCUUGCGUCAGACUACAUCAAGCCUCAGUAGAACAAAGACCUCUCAUCAUCCUGCUAGUCCAGAUCCACAGGGGCCUCCAGUUUCACGUUUUGCCAAAAUCCGCAUCAGCACGUCUAAAUCGAAAGCUCAAGUGAAACCUAAAGUGAAGAAAAGUAAAACAAGAACUGGUGCAGGUCCUCCCCCUCCUCACCCCAUUCUUCCUUCUCCUGCCCCUGCUGCUGCUGGUACUGCCCCUGCUACUGCCCCCUCUGCUGCUACUGCCACUACCCCUGGCCCAGCUCUUUCUACUGCCCCUGCUCCUCCUUCUCUUCUUCUUCUUCAUCACCCUCCUCCUCUUCCUCAUGCCCCUCCCUCUGCUCCUGCUCCUGCUCCUCCUCCUCGUCCGGGGACAGCUCCUCCUACCACCGUAGCCUCCAGAAAGCAGCUUACUGGUCCACAGGACGGAGAACAGCCGGACUUUUGGACACAGGGACAGUUUGCCACCUCAAGUAUCACGCCCUCUGAUGAAACGCAGAUUUUGAAUCGGAGGAAAUCAAGUUCCAGAUCAAGUUUGGCAUCAACUAAGCUGGAGAGGAGAGCCAGUCGCAGCCUCAGCAAGCCCAGAGCAGCAGCGGAUUCAGAUACGGCCCCCACGCCAACUCCACAGAGUCCGAGAGCAGGCAGCGUGUCCAGACUGAGGUCCCACCACAAACACAGCGCAUCGAAGGAUAAGAAGGCAGGUAAAAAUGGGAAACGGAAAGCCUCCAAGUCACAGAAAGGGGAGAGGAUGAGGACUACCAGCCGCCUGGACGGACCUCCUGUUGCACACUCACAACAAUCUCAAGUUGGGCUGUGCACAUUAGUGGACCACAGUGAGAGGGCGAAGAAUGUUCCAGCGAGCCAGGCGGACACGAAGAAGAAGAAGCAGAAGCAGAGGAAGAAGAGUUCGAAGUCUCGUCUAACACCGUCUGAUGCUCUAUCAGCUCAGCACGUCACCCAGGAGCAGGGUAAAGAUGGAGGUAGGGAUGCAAAUUAUACAUUAAUUCAUUAUUUUUAG
Molecule: messenger RNA, 1595 nt
Organism: Engraulis encrasicolus (European anchovy)
Lineage: Eukaryota; Metazoa; Chordata; Actinopteri; Clupeiformes; Engraulidae
Product: mucin-2-like
Exons: 10
Coding region: 84-1595 (503 amino acids)
Source: RefSeq, a predicted model, not a curated record